Molecule: messenger RNA, 2655 nt
Organism: Acanthopagrus latus (yellowfin seabream)
Lineage: Eukaryota; Metazoa; Chordata; Actinopteri; Spariformes; Sparidae
Product: B-cell receptor CD22-like
Exons: 6
Coding region: 36-1139 (367 amino acids)
Source: RefSeq, a predicted model, not a curated record
UCAACCUGCUGAUGUAACAGAUGUGAAGAGAAGUUAUGAGUUCAAGUGGAUUUGUGGUCGUCCUUCUCUCUGUACAAGUGAUACAGGGUCAGGAUGACUGGGGAGUGACUUACAGCUCUACUGAGAUCUGUGCCUCAAAAGGAUCAACAGUGGAAAUAAACUGCACCUACAGAUACCCAUCAGGAAUAGAUGGUGGCGAUACUGAAGUUAAAGAAACAUUCUGGUUUACUAAACUGAGUGGAAAUCAACCUGUGGAUCUGAGAACCGACUCAGAUUAUCAAGAUCGUGUUGAGUACAGUUGUUAUGAGAAGAGCUGCAGUCUGAGAAUCAGAGACCUGAGAGAGAGCAACUCAGCUGAGUACAAGUUCAGGUUCAGAACAAACCAACCAGAUUGGAGAUAUACUGGUUCACCUGGAGUCACUUUGAGGGUCACAGCUCUGCAGGUGCAGGUGACCAGAAUAACAGUUAAUCAGUAUUAUACCAAGGCAGAGCUGAAGUGUCACAGCAGCUGCAGUCCAGCUGGUCGUCUUUCCUACGUCUGGUUCAAGAAUGGAAAGAAGAUGUUGGGGUUGAAGACAUCAUCUUAUAAAGGCCGAGUUUAUGCUAGAGACAUCAUCUCUUGUGCUUUGGAAGGACAUGAGGAAUCACCCUCUCCUUCAGUGUAUUCUCCAAAGUUCCUUUUUGUGUCAGUGAGUCCCUCUGGUGAGAUAGUGGAGGGCGGUUCAGUGACUCUGACCUGUAGCAGUGAUGCUAACCCAGCAGCUAAUUACACCUGGUACAAGGAAAAUGGAGGUCCAGACCUUCAACCUCUCAGUAAAGAUCCACAGCUUGUCUUCAGCUCCAUCCAGUCCUCUGACUCUGGAGAGUAUUACUGCACAGCUGAGAAUGAGCUGGGGAGGACGUUUAAAUAUGUCUCUAUUAAUGUGACAUAUGCUCCAAGACUUCCCUCUGUGUCAGUUUGUCCCUCUGCUGAGAUAGUGGAGGGCAGUUCACUGAAUCUGACCUGUAGCAGUGAUGCUAACCUCAACUUCAACUCAACAAUGAUAAUAAAUAUCAUCAGGUUGACUCUGGUGCCUUUGAUGCCUAUUCCUCUGCUUCUAUUCCGUCUGUGGAUGAGUAUCAGAAGAAGAAAGUUCUGAGCUCCUCCACUGAACCAAAUGAACCCGUAGAGGCUGUGGAGAUGAUCGGGACACAGUGACAGAACUUCCAUCCAUCCAUCCAUCCAUCCAUCCAUCCAUCUUCUUCCACUUAUCCGGGGCCGGGUCGCGGGGGCAGCUGCCUGAGCAGUGACACCCAGACUUCCCUCUCCCCGGACACUUUGCCUUUCGGCUCAGCUCUCUCUUCACCAUGACAGACAGACACAACGACUGCAUUACUGCAGCUGCUGCCCCAAUCCACCUGUCAUUCUCGCGCUGCAUCCUUCCCUCACUCGUGAACAAGACCUUUAAGAUACUUAAACUCCUCCACUUGAGGCAGGAGCUCUCCCCCAACCCAGCCACCUAGAUAGAACUUACUUUACCAAAGAGUUAUAAUUUGUCUUCACUUUAUAUUUAUGAGGCCUUUGACUCUCAUCUCAUCUUUCCUCAUCAGCUGGAGUCUGAUCCUGAGCAGAAAUUUUGAGAAGCAUGCAGCUUUAAGUUUACCUGUGCCACAAAAUGCUUUUUUAGGUUUAGAUAUAACAAGUUGCCCUUUCAGACCUGCCCUGGUGGAGAAAGCUAAUGCUGGGAACAGAUUAGAUGAUAUUUAUGUCAUACAUGGUAUCAGAUUAAGCAUUCACAGUGGCAUCAAUUUGUGCCGUGUCUUGGUUGGGAGAUGGGCAACACUCGUGAGUGCAGCCCUGAGCAAUCACUGCAAGUUCAUACGUCAUCAGGGAGGUGGGACAGGAAAUUGUCAAUCAUGGCUAACGAAGCUAGCAUAGCUAACAAGCAAGUUAGUCACCUGGUUGCUGUGAGUGCCUCUGCUAUUUCUUAACAACAUUUUUCUUUAUUGAUUCUGUUAUAGUUGUCCCUCGAGGAAACAUCAAAAAGUUGUUAUAGCCUACCACAGGUCUGUUUGUCAUUCCCGAUGUUUAUAAUUGGUUCUGGCCCUGGAAACUUCUUGGCCACGACAAAUCGUGUGAAAAUCUGCCUGAAUUGGUGUAGUCUGAUCCCACCAUAAGAAAAUCACUUUCCAACUGUAAGCAAUAUUUUCACAGCAUUUCACAGCAUUUUAAUAGACUGGAAUCAGACCCAGGUCUUUUAAACUCUGUGGCUGUAAAAUGUUCAAAGUUCUGCAGUGGCUGAUUGAAAUAAACAUCCAGCUUCCAACAGCAACUCUGUAGUUUGAGCAUCAUGUCAGUUCCCUCUCUGUGCUGCAGAGGGCGACAGUGUGCAGAAAGUUUUGGAUUUCAGCUUUAAACUUUUAAACUGAACACUUAUUGUAUUUAGUCUUCAGAAUAAAGGUUUUAUUCAGCAAUAAUGGACACAAAUGAAAUAUGAAUCAGUUUGUUUUCUCUGACUUGUUUCUCACUUUCUCAUUAUUUGUCCAUUAAAGACAGUGAAUGUAAUAAACUUUGAUGAUCGCCCUGAAACUGCAAGGUACUGUUUGAUAUGAUAAAGCUGUCUCGCCUUAACUGAAAAGAAAACACCUUGCACCACAACAUUCACACAGUUUUUG